Molecule: messenger RNA, 900 nt
Organism: Sorghum bicolor (sorghum)
Lineage: Eukaryota; Viridiplantae; Streptophyta; Magnoliopsida; Poales; Poaceae
Exons: 4
Coding region: 86-769 (227 amino acids)
Source: RefSeq, a predicted model, not a curated record
GAGGUGAAAUUAGAGGAAACAACAAAUCGAAUCGACGAGAUCGAGACACAGGAUACUCUCGAUUGGUUUCUUGUAGUUUUCGGUCAUGGCCGCGGCAGCGCUUCUUCGAUCUGUUGCGAGCAAGAUGACGCGCGCCGCAGCCCCGGUGCAUCAUCGUUCUCUUGUGGCGCGUGGGCGUGGACUCCAUGGCGGCGCUCGCUCAGGGCCUCCUGCUACUUAUUAUUCCUUACACAGCAACCAGGUCCAGCAAGGGACGGUAUGGAAUCGUGGACUUCACAGCCGCGCCUCCCCUGAUCUGAUUCCUUCCACGCCGCCAAAGGUUCUUCAUACUACUGCACUCGCUAAGGCUACAGCCGGUUUGGCUUACGUUACGCUGUUUGGCACCGCGAUUUACUUGCAUUUUUGGACCAAGCCGGCGCAGGAGAAGGCGAUAGCCAUGAUUGACAGUCUCUAUAAGCAAAGGUCGGACCUUAUCAAUACCCUCGAAUCCAUUACCCAUGCGCAGCGGGAAAUGCUUGUCAAGCUUCAGAAUAUGCACGUCUCUUCUGUUUCUCGUCAAGCUCCAGGCGCGCUAGCCUCAGGACAUGUUGACGCCACCGACCAGGGAACAGGGGUUAUUAUUGACAAGUUGGGCAAAGAAGAAGCAGUGAAGACGAUGCAUUCCCAGGCACAUGCCAAGGAGCUCGAAGCUACUGUCAUGGACUUGAAAGCUGAAAUCGCCGAGCUCAAAAUUGCAUUGGAUUCAGCUCAUUCUCAAGGAAAGGUGUAGAUGAGAGAGGUCUUGCAUUAGAAUCGGUUUGGUUAUUCAAGGAAUCGUGUUAUUAUGACCACGUCCAUUAUUCUAGACGGAGGCCCAUUAGUGGCUAAGAGCAUCUCCAACAAUUAACAAAUUUUGUUUGC